Terrapene triunguis (Three-toed box turtle) is the source of this 1969-nucleotide messenger RNA. RefSeq names its product ribonuclease T2 (gene RNASET2). The record is from RefSeq and is a predicted model, not a curated record. Gene Ontology annotation, molecular function: RNA binding; ribonuclease T2 activity. The coding region runs from base 105 to 869 and encodes 254 amino acids. NCBI's taxonomy places the organism in Eukaryota, Metazoa, Chordata, Testudines, Emydidae. Gene Ontology annotation, biological process: RNA catabolic process. Gene Ontology annotation, cellular component: extracellular region. The transcript is spliced from 10 exons.
GUCCCUGCUGUGCUGGGGUAUUGGGGUAACCGUGGGUGGAGAGCGCGGGGCCGGGGUGCAGCUGGAAAACCAGCGAAUAACGGAGGAGAUAUAUAUUAAAUAAAAUGAAGCCGGCUACAGGACAUUAUUUGAUUCUGGGUUGUUUUUGUCUGGCUUUCUGUUCUGGGUGUACUUCAUAUAAAUUCCUGGAAAGUGAGCACCAUCCUCACACUUGGAAAAAGCUGUUCCUUGUUCAUCACUGGCCCGUGACCGUAUGCAAGAUGAGUGAAAAUGACUGCAAAGAUCCCCCCCAGUACUGGACAAUUCAUGGACUAUGGCCUGAUAAAGUAGACGAAUGUAAUAGAACAUGGCACUUCAAUGUGACUGAGAUUAAGGAUCUCUUGCCAGACAUGAGACAAUACUGGCCUGAUGUACUCCAUUCAUCUCCUAAUCGCACCCAGUUCUGGAAGCAUGAGUGGGACAAACAUGGGACCUGUGCAGCCACAGUGGAGCCUCUUAAUUCUCAAAAGAAAUAUUUUGGUAGAACAUUGGAUCUCUACCAAAAACUUGACCUCAACAGUUGUCUCCUGAAAGUUGGGAUAAAGCCAAGCAGUACCUAUUACCAGAUGACAGCCAUAAAAGAAGCCCUUACAAGUGUUUAUGGAGUAACACCAAAGGUUCAGUGCCUUCCUCCAGAAGAGGGUGAAGAAGUGCAAACAAUUGGUCAAAUUGAAUUCUGUUUCACCAAAGAGUUGGAGCUGAGAAACUGUACAAACUCAGAGGCUGACUCCUAUGUAAUGCCAAACAACUGGAAUUUUGGACCUGAGGAGUUGUCUGUCUGUAAUGACACCCUGACGUAUUACCCUGCACAGGUUCAGUUUUACAACUGAAGCCUCCAGAACUUGAAAUACUUGGUAACAGAUACCUUUUUUAAACGAGAUACUUUGCAAAGCAAUGGAAAAAGCUGUUUUGAGUAAGUGAUACUAUGCUCGCCUACCUCACAGGAAUGUUGUGGGGAUUAAUGUUUGAAGUGCUAUAAGUAUAAGGUGAUUCUUUUGUAUUAAAGAGGCAAUGGGCCAGAUUCUAAUGUCAGAUACAUAGCUGGAAAUCUACAGUAAUUGCACUAGUUUAACUAAGCUCGGAAUCUGAUUGUGUUUUUUACAAUAGGAAACACUGUUUAAAAGAGAAAUGACUUUUCAACAUUCAGAAUUGCAUUAAAGUCCAAUUCUUUAUCUGGGCACUCUUUUUUGAUUAUUUGUUUGUUUUUUUGGAAUUGUGAACAGAGCAUGAAUUAAUCCCUCAGACCACUAUAAAAAGAUACUUAUUUCUCAGUUUCUUGGGAGAAAAACUUAUUCAGACAUGAUAACUAAGGGGCUUGUUCAGAGCUCCUUAUUCAAGCAAAACACUGAUUGGCUUCAAUAAGAAUUUUGCCGGGGAGUGCUGAAUAGAGGCCCUGUCCUAUGUGGUGUUAAGCCCCUUUUAGACCCAUUGAAGUAAUUGAGCAUUUUGUGUGACUGUUAUCUCACAGGACUGGGCUUGUUAUCUUUGUGUUGUCUUGUUUGGUGAAUGAAAAGCUAAGAUGCAAACUUCCAAAUGUGGCCAGUGACCACUGAUGUUUUUGGUGCCCCAGUUUUUGGCUGCCCUUUUCAAGAUGCCAAGAUUUCCCACCCCUCCAGGUUCUGAACAUCUGUAUUUCCCAUUGGUCUGAGUUGUGAGUGCUCGGCUAGUCUGAAAAUUACACACAAGAUGUCUGACUGGGCAGCCAAAACUGGAGGCACCCAUAAUCAGUAACUAGUUCUGAAACUGCUAGCCUGAAUGACUCCAUAUUCUUCUGACAUAUCUGAUAACACCAAGCCCAAAUGUUUGAAAACCUGAGUGAGACAGGCCCUUAAAACAUCAAGAUUAAAAAAUUGGAUUCUGUUUAUAUGCUCUCUUCUAGCUUGAGUUAUUAAGGUUCAUAAGUCCAAGCUUUUCUCCACAAUGGCUAGAA